Molecule: messenger RNA, 4633 nt
Organism: Triticum dicoccoides
Lineage: Eukaryota; Viridiplantae; Streptophyta; Magnoliopsida; Poales; Poaceae
Product: splicing factor 3B subunit 3-like
Exons: 15
Coding region: 144-4226 (1360 amino acids)
Cellular component (GO): nucleus
Molecular function (GO): protein binding; nucleic acid binding
Source: RefSeq, a predicted model, not a curated record
GAAAGGCCCCUGGCCCCUGGGCCGCCUCCUGUCUUCUCCUCAGCCGGUCUGGCACGUGACGUGACCGAGCCAACCGCACCCACCUCUCUCCCAAACCCUAGCAAGCGUUUCUCCUCUCCCCGAAGCUUCCAGAAGCGGCGCGCAUGGAGUCCUCCGCCUCCGGUGACGGCGCCUCUGCCAUGACGGCUGCUGUUGCUGCGGCAGCAGCGGUGGCGUCGUCCUCAUCGGGCCCCUCCACCUCUGCCUCCGCCUUCUCCGCCGGUGUCUCGGGUGGGGCAAGCGCCACCCACUACCUCGCCAAACGCGUGCUCCAUGGCAGCGCCGUGCAGCACGUCGCCCGGGGCCACUUCCGCUCGGAGCACCUUUGGGAGANNNCAUUGCUACAGGGAACUUCACUUGAAUUAGUUGUGGUUGGUGAGGAUGGUGUUUUACAGUCAAUCUGCGAGCAAAGUACAUUUGGGAUUGUAAAAGAUGUUGGUGUCUUGGACUGGCGCUUUAAACACUUCGGUAUCUGGCCUGAGAUUGAAGGGAAAGAAAUUCUGGUUCUACUCUCUGAUUCUGGAAAGCUUUCUCUUCUUUACUUCUGUUGUCAGAUGCAGAGGUUUAUUCCAAUUGGAAAUAUCGAGUUAUCUAAACCAGGAAAUAUGAGGGAUCAACUGGGAAGAAUUUUGGCUAUAGACCACGACUCUGCUUGGGUUGCUAUUAGUGCGUACGAGGAUGCAUUUGCUGUUGUGCGUGUUGGAAGGACUCAGCAUGUUUAUGGUCCAAAUGAAGAAAUUGUAGAGAAGGCAAAAAUCGUGCAUGCUGUAUAUAAGACCAGUGAUAUCCGCGGUACGGUUUGGAGCAUGUGCUUCAUGAGGACUCGCUGCUCGAUGGAUGAAUAUUACCCAGUUGUAGCAAUGAUAAUUAACAGGAAGGGCUCUGAUGCGAAUGACUUGUCAAUGUAUGCACUAGCUGCCAAUGAUGGUGGCAUCCAGUACCUAUCUGGUUACUCAGAACCUGGACCUUUGGCGCUUGAGAUCGCAGAAAUUCCUCAGCUGGAUGGCUUUGGACUUCUAUUUCGUGCUGGUGAUAUUCUAAUUGUGGAUCUUAGGGACCCAAAGGACAUCUGUUGUACCAUUAGAAUAAGCAUGACAGGAAGUCUGGUUGGAGAACAAAUCAGUGUUGAAGAUUCAUGUCGAGGAUUAGAUGUUGAUGACGAUGUUGCUGCUUGUGCUUUGCUAGAACUGAGAGAUUCUGGAAAUAACAUAAUGAUGGAUGACAGUUACAUGGCUAUUGACGGUGCUGAUAACCCAGGAAGCAUGAAAUCAAGGGUUAUUUGCUCAUGGAGCUGGGAGCCGGAUGCCAUGCGAGGACAACCGAGGCUGAUCUUUUGCUUGGAUGAUGGAGAAUUUCAUAUUCUGGAAUUUAAUUGGGAUACGGAAGGAUUGAAGGUAUUGCCUGAGCGUGUCCAUAGGGGUUUGCCUUGUAAACCUCUUUUAUGGAUGGACAGAGGAAUGAUAGCAGGGUUUGUAGAGAUGGGAGAUGGAAUGAUCCUUCAUCUUGAACAUGGUAGACUGGUGCAUAAAAGUACAGUUCAGAAUGUAGGACCAAUAUUAGAUUUAGCAAUUGCUGACUACCAUGGUGAGAAGCAGGAUCAGUUGUUUUCAUGUUGUGGAAUGUGCCCGGAGGGAUCAUUGCGUGUUAUAAGGAAUGGUGUUAAUGUGGAGAAACUUCUGAGGACUGAACCUAUUUAUCAGGGUGUUACUGGUUUGUGGACGUUGAGAAUGAAGAGAACUGAUACAUAUCACUCUUUUCUUGUAUUGGCAUUUGUUGAGGAAACAAGAAUACUAUCAGUAGGACUGAGUUUUAAUGACAUCAGUGAUGCUGUGGGAUUUCAGCCUGAGGUUUGCACUUUGGCAUGUGGUUUAAUAGCUGAUGGUUUACUUGUGCAAAUUCACAGCAAAGGCGUAAAGCUUUGUUUGCCUACAUCAUAUGCUCACCCUGAGGGCGCCACCUUAACUUCUCCAGUUUGUGUUGACUGGUAUCCUGAUGUCACUAUCAGUGUUGGUGCUGUUGGACAUGAUGUUGUUGCUGUCGCUACAUCAAAUCCUUGUUGCCUAUAUAUUCUCAGGGUCAGACCAUUAUCUUCACUCCAGUACGAGUUGUAUGAGACACAGCAUGUCCAAUUGCAAUAUGAAGUAUCUUGCAUAUCCAUUCCGGAGGAGGACUCGAGACUUAGAACGUCAUCUUCUGCUUUUGGUGGUGAUUUUAGGAAGAGAAAAGGGAAUAAUUCUGCUGCUGAAGUUGAUGUUCGCAUGUUUGCUGUCAUUGGAACUCAUAAACCUUCUGUGGAAGUCAUCUCAUUGGAACCUGAUGAAGCAUUUAGGCUGCUCUCUAUUGGGUCUAUAUCAGUGAACAAUGCGCUCGGUGCUCCAGUUAGUGGCUGUAUACCUGAAAAUGUUCGGUUUGUAGCAUCUGAGAGGUUCUACAUUCUCGCAGGUCUAAGAAAUGGCAUGCUACUCAGGUUUGAGUCAGGAACAAGCAAAGACCAGUAUCUCCCUGUUUCCUUUUACAAGGAGUCUUUUGCACCUUCUCUUAAUACUCUCCUUCAGUUGGUUGCUAUAAGGCAUAUUGGAAUUACCCCUGUAGGCUUGGUACCAUUGCGUGAUUCAGCUAAUUCUGAUAUUAUUGUUCUCAGUGAUAGGUCUUGGCUAUUAUAUGCUAGUAGACACAGCUUGGCAUAUUCAUCCAUCUCAUUUCUGCCUGCGUCCCAUGUGACUCCAGUAUCUUCUGUGGAUUGCCCCAGCGGUCUGCUAUUUGUUGCAGAGAACUGUUUACAUUUGGUUGAAAUGGUUCAUGGCAAAAGAUUAAAUGCACAAAAGUUUUCAGUUGGAGGGACUCCAAGGAAAGUGCUAUACCACAGCGAUAGUAGAACACUGUUGGUUAUGAGAACUGGUUUAACUGGUGCAUCAUGUUCUUCAGAUAUUGUCCAAAUAGAUCCUAAUAAUGGGAUCUUGCUUUCCCGAUUCAAGUGUGAACUUGGUGAAACUGCAAAAUGCAUCCAGAUUGUGAAAAUAGGAAGUGAGCAAGUGUUAAUUGUUGGGACAAGUAAAUCUACUGACCGGCCGAUGAUGCCAAAUGGCGAAGCAGAAAGUAUCAAAGGACGCCUAAUUGUUCUAAGCUUGGAUACUCUUGGAAGUCCUCAUGAGUGCAGUUCAUUUAUUCCGACUUCUAAUUUGAGUUCCUCUUCUCAUACGGGCUCAUUCCCUGAAAUUGUUGGAUAUGCAAAUGAAGAAUUCUCUAGCAACAGCAUGUGCAGCAGUCCUGAUGAUAUUUGCUACAAUCAGAUUCAAUUUGAACAAAUAGCAGGACACCUGAGAUCACUGACUCAUGUUACCUUCACUGGUGCAGUUCUUGCUGUAUAUCCAUAUCUAGACCGAUAUGUGUUGGCAGCAGCUGGUAAUACGCUUUCUGUAUUUGGUUUUGUGAAUGAAAAUCCUCAUCGUAUGAAGAAGUAUGCCGUGAGCAGAACACGAUUUACUAUUACUUGUUUGAAGACAUAUGCAUCACAGAUUGCAGCGGGUGAUUGUCGUGAUGGUGUUCUCUUCUAUUCUUAUCACGAGAAUCUUAGGAAGUUGGAACUUGUUUAUGCUGAUCCUGCUCAACGAUUGGUGGGUGAUGUUGUCCUCUUAGACUGUGAAACUGCUGUUGUGUCAGAUCGUCGUGGUAGCAUAUCUGUAUUAUCCUGCCCUGGACUGGAAGUUUCUGAAAGUCCAGAAAAGAACUUAGCUGUACAAUGUUCAUUUUUUAUGGGCGAAAUAGCUAUGAGCAUCCAGAAGGCUGCAUUUAAGUAUCGGCUCCCUAUUGGUGAUGAGGCAGACCCAGUGUUGGAAUCAGCUUAUAACUGCGUUGUGGCGAGUACUUUGCUGGGGAGUGUUUUUGUUAUGAUUCCGCUCACCAGUGAGGAGCAUCAACUGUUGCAAGAUGUCCAAGAAAGACUUUCACUUCACCCGUUGACUGCUCCAAUCAUGGGAAAUGACCAUGCAGAGUUUCGUCGACGUGGUAUCCCGUCGGGAGUGCCUUCAAUUCUGGAUGGUGACAUGCUGGUGCAAUUCUUAGAGCUCACCAGUGAGCAACAGCAAACUGUACUUGACGAUGGGUCUUCAGUAAAGGCACCACGCAGGUCUAUCUCAGUUUUCCAGGUCAUGCGAAUGUUGGAGCGGGUCCACUAUGCGCUGAACUGAGGUUUUCUGCAACCAACUUGGUUCACUCAUACCGCUGGUGGCUUGGUACUGCAGAUAAUACCCUGCCGUGACCUGCAGAUAAUACCGCCGGACCAAGGUCGUACACAUUUGGUGCUGAGGUGAUGUUAAGAGUGUAAUAGUCAAUACCCUGCCGUGACGUGCGUCUCCCUAUUUAUAAUACUCCCUCCGUCUGAAAAUACUUGUCGCGGAAAUGGAUAUAGAUGGAUGCAUCUAAAACUAAAAUGCGUCUAGAUACAUCCAUUCCUCCGACAAGUAUUUCCGGACGGAGGGAGUACUAUAUAGACGUUGUAAAGUACCGAAGUCUUUUUGUACAUAAAAUUUGGCAAAAGAACAUCCUCAGAAUUGACGAACGUUGAGACAUCCUGAAUAGAAGUGUUCUUAAGCAA